This is a messenger RNA of Prosopis cineraria, 1069 nucleotides long. RefSeq names its product probable pectinesterase 15. The record is from RefSeq and is a predicted model, not a curated record. Gene Ontology annotation, molecular function: pectinesterase activity. Lineage: Eukaryota; Viridiplantae; Streptophyta; Magnoliopsida; Fabales; Fabaceae. Gene Ontology annotation, biological process: cell wall modification.
AUGACAAGAGUUGAGAAGAUUCCCAAGGAAAAAUGCGACAAGAUUAUAUGGGAUUCUGAUAUCAUUUUGAACUACAACGUGAGCCUUAUUUUGACGGUUAGCUUAAAAGGAUGUGGGAUCACUAGUAUACAGAAAGCUGCGGAGGCUGCUCCUGAAUCGAGGCCCAAUAAAACCCUCAUCAUUAUUGAUUCUGGGAUUUACAGAGAGAAGGUAACGGUGCAUGCGAGCAAAACAAAUUUGAUAUUGCAAGGUCAAGGAUAUCUAAACACCGUCAUAGAAUGGAAUAAUACUGCCCAUUCUACAGGAGGGACUUCUAAAAGUUACUCUGUUGGAGUCUUUGCUUCUAAAUUUCUAGCUUAUAACAUUAGUUUUAGAAACACGGCCCCACCACCAUCACCAGGAGAGGAAGGAGCACAGGCUGCGGCUUUAAGAGUGAUGGGUGAUGAACUAGCAUUCUACGGAUGUGGAAUGUAUGGUUUUCAAGCCACCCUCUAUGAUCACAGUGGAAGACAUUACUUCAAAGAAUGUUUCAUACAAGGUUCCGUUGAUUUCAUAUUUGGAAAUGCUAGAUCUCUUUAUGAGGAUUGCACAAUAAAUUCUGUAGAAAAAGGAGGGUCUAUUACAGCUCAUGGGAGAGAGUCAAAGAAAGAAGAAAGUGGGUUUUCGUUUGUCAAUUGUAAGAUUGAUGGAAGUGGCAAGGUAUUGUUGGGAAGAGCAUGGCGGGCUUAUGCCACCGUCGUCUUCUCAACAACAUAUAUGUCUAGUGUUGUAGCCCCUGAAGGAUGGAGUAAUUGGGGUAAUUCUGACAGAAACAAGACUGUCUUUUUUGGAGAAUAUCACUGUUUUGGAGAUGGAGCCAACUAUUCGCCUAGAGUCUCAUAUGGAAAGCAACUUAAAGACUAUGAAGCAGCUCAUUUCACGAAUAUUUCGCAUAUCAAUGGAAGUGAUUGGCUUCCAAACCAUAAAAAGUAGAUGUUUUUCCUUUUUUUUUUUUUCUCAACUAGUUGAUUUUUGAACGUUGUUACUCCUGUCAGUAUGUGGGGACAAUGUAAAUUUUAUGUAUAUUUAA